Babesia ovata is the source of this 1689-nucleotide messenger RNA. RefSeq lists its product as uncharacterized. Lineage: Eukaryota; Apicomplexa; Aconoidasida; Piroplasmida; Babesiidae. The record is from RefSeq and is a predicted model, not a curated record. Bases 1 to 1689 code for a protein of 562 amino acids. The transcript has a single exon.
AUGAAACUAUCAGAGUUGGCUGUACAAGCUGUAAUUUGUUUUGAGGGUCUGUUUGAAUAUUUUGAUGAAGAAUUGACACCAAAGAACUCCCGACUUGUACGUACAUUGCAUUCUCAGUCUACAGGUCCUCAUGCUGCUAUGGUUGAGAACAUCAGAAGUGUUCUCAACGCCUUGCUUGGUCACUUAAUAAAUACUAAACUUAAAACAUAUGACUUUGACCACACCUUUAGAGAGAAAGUACAUGAGCUCACAGUGUCGGUAGGCGCCUUAAGCGCUAAAACGUUCGGCGAGGGAAGGAAUCCCGAGCUGCUGAACAUCUUUAAGAGUGGCAUGUUGGCCUUUACCACUGAACUCGGCCACGCGUACGUGAAUAAAUACAGUGGUAUGAAAUUCCAAGAUGAGUUGCUUAAAAAAAAGGACUCUGACCCAUCCCCCAAUCAUUUAACCACCGAGGGCCGCAACUGCGCCAAGGUCUGCCUGACCAUACUGGAGAGGGUGAAUGAGGACUUGGCAUAUUUGAAAGGAAAAUGUGAUACUACAAAUGGCCCUUGGAAACAUAACAAAAUAUGCGAAACAGACGGAAAUAAGACCAAUAAACUCGGACGUUUUUUCAUGAAUCGUGGCUUCACCAUUCCGCUCAACGACGGCGUAAAGCAAGAUGGUCAGUUGAGAUGUUCUGUAAACAUGAAAGGUGGGCAUAUUUGUAAAAAGCUGCUUGAAAAGGAAAUUGGUGGCGCGAAGCAAAUUGAUCAUCUCAAAGCGUGCAAUGCAACAAAGGAGAAUGAAAUUAAGUUUAAUGUCCUCGACAUUCUCACAUGUCUUCGCAGUCACCUUCAUCAAUAUUUCCGUGUUGGUCACAUCUCUUCAUUCGCCGCCAAAAAGUCACCAUGUUCCAUUUACGAGAUGCUCACAUGGUGUUGCGGUCUGCAGUACAACAGUGCUUACUCAAAGAUGCAGCAGCAUUGUAAAACGCUGCAUCAGGCGCUAGAAAAGGAAGAAAAAGACAAUGAGAAAAUGAAAGAUGUCAAUGCGUAUUUAAAAACUAUACUGUGCAAGUUUCAGAGGAACGGUUUGCCGUAUCUAUCUAGCAAUUCACGUAAUAUUCUCACUAAUAUCCUCGGAACCGGUGAUGAACACACAGUGUACGCCUCUGACUUUAGCAAUAAUCACCUUAAUUUGAGUUACCCCUCUUCCGGGGAAGCUUGUUUAGAUACAUUGCUUGACAUCCUCCGCAGAGUAUAUCCCGUAUGUAGAUUCUUGCAGAGCCAAUGUAGUAGUCUGUCAUCCGACUUUGGUUGGGCCGGCUGCCAGUAUGGUAAGCAGGUCAAACACGCUAACUGGCAGUGCGACAAGCAUAUUGCUGAUAAGGAAUCCGACUGCGUUCCCAUGUCACCGCUUAUGUCGUACUUUACAGACAGUCUUCCCGGUCACCUACCUCACCAGCUAUCCUCCAUCGGUUGUAGAGCUACAUGUAACACGUGUCCCAGCGGCAAACCUGGCAUGCCUUGCCUAACGCCCUUAGGUUUCAGGGGUUUCUCUGGAAGUACGCGCCUGGGCAAAGAGCUAUGUAACGUGCUAACCAAAAUGCUCGAUGACGCCGACCUCAGAUCCCUAUUCUGCCUUAAACCCAAAACGCCGGGUUCGCUACCAGAGCACUUCGGUUUCGCAUUAUCACUUGUCAGUGGGUAG